Molecule: messenger RNA, 1537 nt
Organism: Phoenix dactylifera (date palm)
Lineage: Eukaryota; Viridiplantae; Streptophyta; Magnoliopsida; Arecales; Arecaceae
Source: RefSeq, a predicted model, not a curated record
CUCUCAAAUAAAUUAAUGGUGAUAUGCCCUGUGAGGCUCUGCUCCGGGAUCUCGGAUUCAUCUCCCGGCUCCCAUCCUCUUUCUUCCCCUGAGGGUGUUAGAAUCACUGUCAACCAAAUGGAAUAUUCAAGAAAAAUUCGAAUUUGGAGAGAUUCGUCUGCUAAAAAGCAGGAUUAGGAGUAUAUUCUCUCAUAGAUUUCGUUUCUAUGUUGCCGGCGAGUUGGAGAUGAAGUUUACUAAGGAGUAUGAGGAGUAUAUGAGGGGGAGGGAGAAGAAUGGGCUGAAAAAAGUUGGAUUGAAGGGGUUUAAGCAGAUACUGAAGAGGUGCCCAAGGGAAUUCUGUUCUCAAUACCAGCACCAAAAGAAGGAAGGAGGAGAAGAAGAGAAUGAGAAGCCAGUUUGGUUCGGGGGUGAGAAUUCUUCGCUUCAUCAAUGCCCUGACCAUUGCACAGUAUGCGAUGGGACUUUCUUCCCCUCCCUUCUUGAGGAGAUGUCAGAAGUUGUUGGUUGUUUUAAUCAACGAGCUCAGCAAUUGCUUGAGUUGCAUUUAGCAUCAGGCUUUCGGAAGUUUGUUAUAUGGCUUGGAAGCAAGGUGAGUAGUAAUCAUGAAGCAUUAAUACAAGAGGGCAAAGAUCUUGUUUCCUAUGCUAUCAUUAACUCCAUCGCCAUGAGAAAAAUUUUGAAGAAAUAUGAUAAGAUCCAUGACUCUAAGCAAGGUCGGACUUUUAGAUCAAAUGCUCGAAGUAUGCAUAUUGAUAUCCUUCAGUCUCCAUGGCUCUGCGAGCUAAUGGCAUUUUACAUUAACUUGAAAGAAAAUAAGCCUGACGAGAACGUGAUGCCAGGGCUGUUUGGUGAUUUCUCUCUCACAUUUGAAAAUGGCAAACCCAUGCUUUCUUGUGGCCUUUUCGAUUCAGUGAAUCUUGACAUUGACCUGACUUGUUCUAUUUGCUUGGAAACUGUGUUUGAUCCUGUUUCUCUUACAUGUGGCCACAUCUUCUGCUAUAUGUGUUGCUGCUCUGCUGCAUCUGUUACCAUAGUCGAUGGGCUAAAGAGUGCAGAUUCAAAAGCAAAAUGCCCAUUGUGUCGGAGGGAAGGAGUAUAUGAGGGUGCAGUGCACUUGGAUGAGCUGAAAAUUUUGUUAAGCCGUAGCUGCCCCGGCUACUGGGCGCAGAGGCUUCAAACUGAAAGAGUGGAGCGCGUUCGGCAGGCCAAGGAGCAUUGGGAGUCCCAGUGCCGGGCAUUCAUGGGAGUCUGAGUGGAAGUCAGCUCGAUGUUUGUAUUUCAUUCUACUUGAGCUCUUGCUCUUCUGUAUGUUGUGACAUGUCAUGCUAUGCACUUUGCUGUGAAUGAAGGAAUUGUCAUAUUGAAUUGCAUAAUUACCAGGUGGCAUCCCAUGAUUCCAUGAGUAUUUGAAGUUCUUUCAGAGGUGCGAAAUAUGCCAAUCCUUCUUCUUUAUAGAGGUUGCAAAUUGCAUAUUUGUAAACUCCAAAUUGCUUCUCUGAACUGGAAAUGGAAACAAUCUCUUUGUUGUGGUGUA